Molecule: messenger RNA, 1134 nt
Organism: Pichia kudriavzevii
Lineage: Eukaryota; Fungi; Ascomycota; Pichiomycetes; Pichiales; Pichiaceae
Exons: 3
Coding region: 1-1134 (377 amino acids)
Source: RefSeq, a predicted model, not a curated record
AUGGAUUCUUACGACGAUAUUGCAGCAUUAGUUAUUGAUAACGGUUCUGGUAUGUGUAAAGCCGGUUUUGCCGGUGAUGAUGCACCAAGAGCAGUUUUCCCAUCUAUUGUUGGUAGACCAAGACAUCAAGGUAUUAUGGUUGGUAUGGGCCAAAAGGAUUCUUAUGUUGGUGAUGAAGCACAAUCCAAGAGAGGUAUUUUAACUUUAAGAUACCCAAUUGAACAUGGUAUUGUCACCAACUGGGAUGAUAUGGAAAAGAUCUGGCACCAUACCUUCUACAACGAAUUAAGAGUUGCACCAGAAGAACAUCCUGUUUUAUUAACUGAAGCUCCAAUGAAUCCAAAAUCCAAUAGAGAAAAAAUGACUCAAAUUAUGUUUGAAACUUUCAAUGUUCCUGCAUUCUAUGUUUCCAUUCAAGCUGUUUUAUCAUUAUAUUCUUCUGGUAGAACCACUGGUAUUGUUUUAGAUUCUGGUGAUGGUGUUACUCACGUUGUUCCAAUUUAUGCCGGUUUCUCCUUACCUCAUGCUAUUUUAAGAAUUGAUUUAGCAGGUAGAGAUUUGACUGAUUAUUUAAUGAAGAUCUUAUCCGAAAGAGGUUACACUUUCUCCACUACUGCUGAAAGAGAAAUUGUUAGAGAUAUCAAGGAAAAAUUAUGUUAUGUUGCUCUAGAUUACGAUCAAGAAUUACAAACUGCUUCUCAAUCCAGUGCUAUUGAAAAAUCCUAUGAAUUACCAGAUGGUCAAGUCAUUACCAUUGGUAACGAAAGAUUCAGAGCACCAGAAGCUUUGUUCCAUCCUUCUGCAUUAGGUUUAGAAGCUGCAGGUAUUGAUCAAACCACUUACAACUCCAUCAUGAAGUGUGAUGUUGAUGUUAGAAAAGAACUAUAUGGUAACAUUGUUAUGUCUGGUGGUACCACCAUGUUCCCAGGUAUUGCAGAAAGAAUGCAAAAGGAAAUCACUGCAUUGGCUCCAUCUUCUAUGAAGGUCAAGAUCAUUGCUCCACCAGAAAGAAAGUACUCUGUCUGGAUUGGUGGUUCCAUUCUUGCAUCUCUAUCCACCUUCCAACAAAUGUGGAUUUCCAAGCAAGAAUAUGAUGAAUCUGGACCAUCCAUUGUUCACCAUAAAUGUUUCUAA